Ogataea haglerorum is the source of this 699-nucleotide messenger RNA. RefSeq lists its product as uncharacterized. The coding region runs from base 1 to 699 and encodes 232 amino acids. NCBI's taxonomy places the organism in Eukaryota, Fungi, Ascomycota, Pichiomycetes, Pichiales, Pichiaceae. Gene Ontology annotation, cellular component: plasma membrane. Gene Ontology annotation, molecular function: oxidoreductase activity. The transcript has a single exon. The record is from RefSeq and is a predicted model, not a curated record.
AUGUAUAACCCGUGCUACUGGCUGCUGCCGUCGCACCCCUACACUGUGGCGUCGAUCCAGGAGGAGCGCUCGCCGUACGUGUCUCUGGUCGUGAAGAGGAACCGCUUCGCAUUGGAGCCGUUCAGGCGGUACUCGUUGCAGCCGUUCUUCAAAUCUUCCCUAUCGCUCAAUUUCUUCCAGACCGCGGAAAGCGUCACCAUCGUAUCUGGAGGCUCUGGAAUAUCGCUGGGGUUGCCUCUUUUCAACUACUUCAAACGCAAAGUACAGCACGAAAAAAAAGAUAUCAAGCUGCUAUGCAUCUGGAUCACGCCCAACGCGGGAGACUUAUUUAUUCUCGAGGAACUCGAGGCCGAAGGACUCGAAGUGUACGUGACGCGUUCUGGCCGCGAGGAGGAGGCGGCAGAGAGCCUCGAGGGCCUGGAGGCGUUCGAGCUACAGUCGCUGGACGACGACUUCCACGCAUACGAGGAGUCGAGUCAGGUGACACACAGUCCAGAUUUUACCGACGAAUUUGCCACUGUGGUGAAACACGGACGCCGGCCACGCUUUGAAAAAAUACUGGCCAAAAAUGUGAACCGCACCAUUGAUUACGCAAAUAAGUGGAUUGUCUCUUGCGGCCCCACCCAGCUCAACAGGGACUGUCAACAGCUGGCGGAGAAGCUCAAGUGCCAGUUUUUCGGGGAAGAGUACGCCAUGUGA